Messenger RNA from Solenopsis invicta (red fire ant), 718 nucleotides. RefSeq lists its product as uncharacterized. The transcript has 5 exons. The record is from RefSeq and is a predicted model, not a curated record. Lineage: Eukaryota; Metazoa; Arthropoda; Insecta; Hymenoptera; Formicidae. Bases 95 to 538 code for a protein of 147 amino acids.
ACACUGGUCGCCAUGCUGCCGAGGCACCUGUCAAUACGGACUCCGCGCGGCGCCAUCUCGCGUGCGACCGUUGGCGGCGCGCUCGCGCCGAUAGAUGGCCGCGUUACUGGCUGUUAGUGCGUUGCCGUACGAUAUCGAUAACGUUGUUCUCCGCGUUAUCCACGACUAUUUGCACACCUGGCGCGCAAGGGAGCGCCGAGCGAACGCGCGAUACUUCGCUUUCGGCGCUCCCAAGUACCGACGCUCGUCGAAAGCUCGAGACACGAAAUACGGGGCAACGGAGAAGACGCGAUUGAACGCGGGACCGUCUUUAGAGCGAAUGCGUCGACGCGACUUGUUUAACAGAAAGCAGCGGACGCGGGACGGACCGGCUUCAGAACGGAGGUGUCGUCGCGGGUCGUUUAACAGAAUGCGGCGAACGCAGGAUGGAGCGGAACCGGAGCGAGCGGCGUCGCGACUUAAUAAAACGCGGCGUAAGCAGAAAGGAUCAACGAAACAUCCAGAACAAAUGGCAUUACUCAGUUACUCAUUUAAUUAAUUCAUCAUAAUGAUCAUGUAUCUAAUAAUUCCACUAUUGCCCAUCGAUUGGUGAGUGAUAAAAAAGAAUUUAUAAAUAAGGUAACGAAACUGUGAAAUAUAGUAAACCAUUUUACUUUUUAAUAAUAUAAAAGAAAUAUUCUCUAAUAAAAACGUUAGAUUUUAUGAAUUUAUUAUUACG